Schistosoma haematobium is the source of this 8404-nucleotide messenger RNA. RefSeq lists its product as uncharacterized. The transcript is spliced from 24 exons. Lineage: Eukaryota; Metazoa; Platyhelminthes; Trematoda; Strigeidida; Schistosomatidae. Gene Ontology annotation, biological process: cilium assembly. Gene Ontology annotation, cellular component: cilium; microtubule. The coding region runs from base 236 to 2713 and encodes 825 amino acids. The record is from RefSeq and is a predicted model, not a curated record. Gene Ontology annotation, molecular function: microtubule binding.
AUUUUGCGUUACACUACUGACCUUCAUCGUAUCCAACGCCUCCUGUAAAAGCUAUAGUGACAUGUAUAUUCAAUGAUUUUUGUAACGACAGUAAUAGCUGUCGUUUGAAGUGACGUGUUCUUGGCUGGCUUCGUAGAUUCCCUCAUAAUAUAUGAAAUAACCGUGAGAAUAAAGGGGAAUUUCCAUAUAAACUUAAAAUAUCCCCAACACUAAACUGCAAAUAUUCGUAUAAUAAAUGAAGAAGUCAAAAACGUCAAACGUUAUUUCGACCAUAUCUCAGAAACAACUGAAGGACAUUCAAGGAUAUUUCUCACGUCAAAAUGGAAUUAGACAGGGAAUACAUGAAAAUGGGACUGCCUUCGGAUCAUUGGCGUUAAAGUCAAAGCCCUCAGAUAAUGAAGCCAUUAUAGAUUCCGUCUUAAGGGAUGUCAUCGACUUGAACCGUGAUAAGCUUCCGCAAUCAUCCUUGGUAAAAGUUCUCACUUCAGUAUAUCUAGACGCUAAAUCAAAGCUUGGAGCCAAUGUGUCACAGGAUACAACACAGCAGAGCUUGGUUUGCAUCUCCCAGAAUGCUCCUAAAAGUCCUUUAGAUUCGAAGAUGCCCGAUCCAAACAGCAAACUAAGCCAAUGCGCCAUGUCAGUCUCAGAAAAAAACAAACAUCAGUGGAGUGGAGAUGAAGCUAACUUGUCAACUCAAAUCACUCACAACAUAUGGGAUAAACAACCUGGUUGCUUGGAUACACCUAAUUUCCGGAAAAUAGAAGCUUCAAAUGUUGUUUCGGAUACCAAAGUCGAUUUCCCAACCGGUAAACCUAAUCCCGAGUCCACAGGAAAACUGUCUAAUUCGAACACAAUUAGCGACAAUCGGAUAGAUAAUAUUCCUGCUCUUACUCCUAUGGCUUUUGGUUCUGGACAAGAUGCUCAUUUGUCAAAACAAGAAGAAAAUCGUCGGCAGUGGAAGGCUGCAUUAGAUGAACAACUGAAAGAGCAACAACUUAUGCGAGGCAAAAAUCUUCAGGAACUGCAAAAGGAGUGCGAAUUCAAUAAAAUUCAGUCAGGAUCUUCUUCAAAUAACUGCGGACAUUGUGACAACUCAAAUGAAUUUCAUGGAUUAAGUAUAUCGAACAAUCCAUCUAACAGCGCAUUGGCAUCACAUCCUUCGGCUAGUCAUUUUAUGUCGUCAGGUUUCUUUUUACCUGAUUCAACUGUUACCAACGAUUUCCAUGCAUCAUCUAGAAAAAUGGAUACUCCUAACCAACCCUGGAAGGUUGGUUUUAAUCGUGUUCGAGGUUUUACUCAACAACUGUAUAUAGAUUCCUUGGAAUCCGCUGAACGUGCGCGACUUGCUCACGAAACUAGAUUGAUAAAUUUGAAACAAAUCGAAGAAAAACGUCGUCUAAAAGAAGAAGAGAAAGCAAGACUCCUUAUGGAAGAGAAAAUGGAAGAAGAGCGUAUCUCACGUGAACGUCUUCGAUUACAACAAAUGGCCGAGGUUGAAAAUGCUCGAAAGAUAGCAAAAGAUAUGGAAGAAUUUCAACGUACACAAUACUUAUAUGAAUCACUUGUUCGCGCUCAAGAAGAAGCGAAGCUGACUAAAAUUCAAAAACAUCCAUGUUACUCAGAAUUAAAACGAAACAGGGAUUCAUUAAGUCAAAAAGCCGUCAUACAGUCUGAAUUGCUUGUCCCAUAUUUGUCUGUUGCAUCUGAGGUUGAAAAACAGAGUCAAAAUAAUCCUUUGUAUGCUUUCCUAUCUUCAUCCGGUUGUAAUGCGCCAGAUUCUGUUGCAUAUCCUAAGAAUUCAUUGGCUGUUCAAACUUCGUUUCCCGAAAAUAUCGGCAUUCAAACAGAAAACUUCGAAUGGACCAAUUCGAAAGACAAACAAGUUUCGAAUAAUCCAGAUUCGAAAAAUCAAAAUAAUGGCACUCCUGCUCACAAACUAAAACCCAGUGACAACAAAUCAGUAAAGAAUAAUCUGAGUAAAAUGUCUGUAUCUGUGUCAAAUCAACAAAAACAACAGUAUCGACCAAAUCGAUUAACCUCAAAUUAUAAACCUACAAAUAAUAAUAAUUUAGUUAAUAAUAAAACAAAAGUAUCACAACUACUAAAAGGUAAACGAACUUCAAAAUCUCAAUCAUUUAAUUCUGAUUCAUAUAAUAAUAAUAAUAAUAAUAAUAAUAAUAAUAAUGAUAAUGACUUUUCUAAAUCAGCCAAUGAACAAUCAAAAUUAUCAAGCAGUAAUAGCGCACAAACAAUUAAUUCAUUUACCGGUACGAAUAAGUUCGAAAGUAGAUCUGUCCAAGAUGCAAGUAGUAUGAAAUCACGUAUUCCCAUACCGAUAUCUACAGCCUACAGUAUAUCGUCAACUUCAAUGCCAAAACAUCAAGUUUCAACUAUCAACACUGAGUCUCUAAAUAAUACUACAUUUCUUAAUCAUGAAAAUCCUUAUGGGCCUGCGGAUCUUAUUCGUACUUAUGAUGUAUUGAUUCCGAAUGAUGCAAAUAUAAUAUUGCCUGUCAGUCAUGAACCUGGUGUUGUUGAGAAUACUAGGAAAUCAGAAGGCAAAGAUUCGCUUCGAAAUUCGAAUACAAAACAUGAGCGUUCAAUUACCCGACAAGAUACUAUUUUACAACAGUUAUCAGAAAUUCGUAAGGGUUUACAAUUACGUCAAAUGUUGUGUGAAUCAAGCACUUAUGAAGAUGAUAUUAAUUAUUGAAUGGAAGAUACAAUGCAUGUGUUUUAUUUGUACGGUGAAUUCUACACGACAAAAGAAAUACAACAUAUCAUUUUACUAAGACUAAAAAUGUCAUAAUCACUUUUCUAUAUUUCUAUUUAUGUAUUAUGUAGAUUUUCUGUGAUGACUUGUAUCAUUAUUUUUUUUUGGUAAUUUUUUCUCAUGAGGAGCACAGUGGCAGAAAUAAUUCUAUCAUCAACAUAUCAUCAGUAUGAUUAAUGCCAUUGACAUUUGAUUCUUCUAUAGAGUUGUUUAUUCAUUUUCAUAUAUUACCUUCUUCUAGUGUAAAUUGUCAUUUUUGAAACAGUCGACUGGUACUUGCAUUUAUCAACUUAUCACUGUUAGUUGUUUCAGCAUUGAAAGUAUUACUAUCCGGUAUACAGGACGUCAGGAUUAUUACUAAUACCAAAAUAUUCUUUCAUUUAGUUUUUUUUUCCGCUUUUGUUUAAAUAAUGUAGUUUGAUUCCAUGCAUUUCAUGUUUAGGAUUUUGAACGGUGUUAUGUAUUUUGAAAAUAUAUGUAAUAAAUUUAUUGACAAGAAUAUUUUCUCAAUUUUAUCGUCUGUGUAUGCUCAUGCUCUGAAUUUUUAUUUAUUUAUUUACGAUUAAUUACCAAAGGUUUAUAACUGUCGAUAAUCUGAUUAUGCAACCAGUCGUACUGACAAAGUUGCUAUGUCAGUGACAAAUUAUUUGCUAGGUGAUUAGUUUUAAUUAAUCUGCUUGUUUGCAAUGUCAGAUAGAUAAAAUAUUUGACUAUCAUGCGGUUUAUAGUUUACAGUUUGAGGUUGUAUCGAUUUAGUUGGGUGUCUUUUGUGUCUGUUUUCUUAUAUAAGUUGAAUCUAUUAGUUUGGAGAGAAAAUGUAAGGGAGUUUAGAUUCAGAUAUAAUUCUCUGACAACUUGUUACUUUUAUUUUUUUUAAAAGUUAACAGACUAACGAAAAGAAAACCCAAGUGACUUCAUUCAUAAUUUAACGUAUUUCAUUUAGCGUUUGGCGUAUUUAACAGAUCUUUAAGAAACUGUCAUUAGUCAGACAAUUUCAUUGAUCUAACAUGCGUAUGCGGUAUCCUACUUCAGUGUAUAUGAACUAAAUAUAUCUGAACAAUUGCUUAUUUAACAUCAACUUCUUUAUAUGUUCUCAUUAAUUCUUGUUUGUCGUGCAUAAUAUUUAUUAAUUAAAUUAACAGUUAUAACAAUCUAAUUAUUAAUAUUACGAAAUCACCAACCUGAUGUGACUUCACACAUUUAUCUUCGAGCCACACUUUAAGUGUGGGGCUAGCGAUAAUAUCCGAUUAUCUAAACCGAGGUAGGUGGAGUGGUAUUUGAACAUGCAAAUUACUAACUGAAAGUCGAACACCUUAACCAGCGAGUCAUUACUCCACACUUCUUUCUUUUUCGAACAAAUUUUUACAUGUCUGUCGUUUUGUACGAACUUAUUUAAGUGUUUCGCUUUUGAUUAGGUGUUGAUCAUUACUAGAUGAUGACUUUUGGUUUAUUUGCUGUGAUUUUUCUUUAACAUUCAUUUUCCGUAGCUUCUUUUCCGUAAUUACCUUUUUAGAUCAUAUCUCUUGUUAUGAAUUAGGAUACUGUAUUGUUUUCCAUACUAAUAAUAAAUUGGAUGGUGUAUAUUCAUCGAAUUUCGAUAUACAGAUCUAACUACUUCAUGAAGUUUAUACAAAGUCAAGUGAGAGAAAUUAACGCAUUCUUGUCGCGUCAUUUGCGAGUUUACAGUUUAUUCUCAUGUGUUAUAUGGUUAUUACUUAUCGGUGCAUUCUUGCGCACAACUUGGAAUCUAUCCUAUAUAAUUUGGAAUCAAUCAAGUUAUGACAAUAAUGCGAAUUUAAACAAUUAUGAUAAGCGUUGGAAACCAACUAUUCAUACUGUUUCACGACUAACUGAUGCAAUGCUUAAUUUAUGGCCUGUGUAUAUUGCGAAAGGUAUUUUGCCACCAAGUGAUAUAACUUUGAUUAGUUUCAGUAGUCAGUCACCGUUUCCGUUUGAUAGUCAGUUAAAUUCUGUAACAGAGUUCGAUAAACGAGAACAACACCGAGUAUUAUUAACUAAUAUAUUUCAUGGCUUGAUCACUCGAUUAAUAUGGAUUUAUCCAUCCUGGAAACAAUCAUCUUUCAAUCAAUUUUAUAAGAAAUCACAAUUUCAUGUUGGUUUAGCUCAGAUCAACUUACUGGAAGAUGAUGAUUAUAAUAAUAAUACUGAUAGUAAUAAUGACUUGAAAUCUAAUUUUCCAUCAAGGAUUACAACUUUUUGUUUAUGUAAUCCGGCUGCAAACUUUUGUAGCUUCCCGUUGUUAUCCUCAUCAAAAAUUCAUAUACCAAGACAAUCUUGUUCAGUGGCUAGCAGUUUUAUAUAUGAAGAAAUUAUUGAUGUAAUGGCCGAAUCAAUUUUAUCUCAAGAUGGAAAUGAACGUUUGACGAAGGAUUUAAUUUAUUUGUUUUCACGUGAAUCGUAUUUUCAAUCAGACAAGUCAACACUAUCUAAAACAUCAUCAUCAUCAUCAUCUCAUACUUCGUUAUUUCAUAAUAAACGUACUGUGUGGAUUAAUGGUCUAUUCAUAUUACACAUAGAUAUGAAUUAUUUUAUUGAAUCUAUUACAAAAGUAAAUAACACGUCAUCUGAUUUGUCUGAAUGGUUUACUGAUUAUAUUCGUAUGAAUUCAUUAAAUGACAGUAAUGUUGAUUUCAGCACAUAUGAACCUCGAGUGGAAAGUGCUUACUUAACUUCACAUAAGAACGAUAAACAUAUUACUGAUAAUAAACAUAAUAGCAGUAAUGACAAUCACAUUCCAGUUAUACCAGCUUCAAUAAUUCAUCAGUACACUAUAUUAUUAAAGGAUGUGUAUAAUAAAUUAUCAUAUUUAUCAUUAACUGAACAAAAUCAUUUAAUUAAUGAUAUCAAUCAAUUCAUUAAUUCAAUGCUUCAUUUUAUAACUACACAUGAUCCGAAUCUGUUAUCAUACUGGUCAAAUCAAUCAUUGAUAUCUAGUACAUCUUGUUGUUAUUUAAAGCCUUCUAUUGAAUUAAUUUCAUUGAAUUCAAAUGAGAAUAUAUAUGUUUUUAACCAAUGGAAAAAUAGAUAUCGGAUAGCAUUUUAUUAUCUUGAUAAUUAUUGUGCAUAUUCGGAUGCAAUGAUUAAUGUUUUAUUAAAUAAACCGACAAUUAUGGUUGGUGCAAAAAAAGAAUUAUCAAGUUUAUGGAGUUGGUUGUGUACAUUGAAUACAGUUACAUUAAAAUUCAUCAGCCAAUUUGUAGUCUGUACCUAUCAAAGUGAAAAUCAUAUGCAAUCAAUUGGUUUGUGUAAUCGCGAAAAAUCCUCAUUAAUUUCAUUUGAUGAAAUACCUGUAAUUGAAAGAAGUUCUCUUACGUUAUAUACAUUAGAAAGCGUCAUCACAUGUUUACCUCGUCCAUUAUAUGUGAAUUUAGUAAUGCAUCCAUCAUGGGAAAAACUUAUUCAUAAAAUGCAUCUGUCUACUGAAUUGUGCAAGAUACUCAAUGAAUCUGUUCUAAAUAAACAGGAUAACCUUUCACGGAAGGGGGACAAGAGGUGAAGGAUAGAAAAUAAACAAAAAAGUCAAUUUAUCACAAUUAUUUCUGUCUAGUCAAUUUGAUUUUUUUUUUACUGAUUAUUAGUUUCAUUUAUAACAAAUACAGAUAUAAUUCAUUAUUAUCAAUAGAUUAUUGAAUUAGUUUCGUCAAUCCACUAAAAAGAGAAUAAUUAUAAUUUAUUUAUACUUUAUUUAAAUAUCAUCUCAAAAUAUUUAUUGUAUACAUAGGUAUAUAUCUUUUAAUCUCUCAUUGUUACUCUUCAUAUUGUACUCACAAUCAUUAUGUAUGUACAAAGAAAAUGCAUAUAUAUAUAUAUCGGUGUUGGAGAUUCUCUUUAAUGCUUUUUAUUUUAAAUGUACACUUACCUUUUUGGCUCAUUGUUAAUUUUGCAGGUUUUUUUAUAUUUUUGGAUGUAUUUUGUGUAUAUGUUACGUAAUUAAGUUAUUUAUCUGUGCAAUUUACUUUCUUAGUUAUUGUGUUGUAGAUUAUUACUUAAUUUAUGUAUCUUUCAACUAAUGAGCUAUCUGUAUGUAAUCUAUCCCAAAUUUAAAAAUCUUGGACAGUUUUAACAUCAAAAUUUCUGCCAACUAAUGACAUAUUGAAAUAUACAAAUUUAAAAAAAAGAUAACUUACAUUAUUCGAAUACACUAAGAAAUACUAUAAUAAUUAUUUAUUUCAGUGACAAAUAGGUACCUGCACAGGACUUCACUAUAAUAUAAUUGGUUGGCCGAUACUUUGAAAUAUUAACCGUUAAGUUCUGUCUGAGUUCAUAAUCACUUCACUUCUAUUAGAUGAAUUAGCUGGUUUGUAGGUAUGUACAAAUACUUAACAGAUUUGACAUUUUGACAGGUUUUGCUUUCUUUUACGAAAUUUCAAAAAUAUAUUAUUAUUUAAACAAACUUAGAAUUUGUAAGCUGGCUUGUGUAAACAUUUAACUAGGGACAUAUUAUAAAAUUUAAUCUUUUAAAAAUCAUUGUUUAUUUCUUUUCUCGAUUAGUUAAUGUUAGAUAUCCACUUUAAAGCAAAGUGAAUAAUUAAAAGAUUCAAACACAUUGAGUGAAUUUUUAAUUCGUUAUAUGGUAGCAGCUUCGCAAAUAACUUAAUGAUUAAAGAAAUAUGGAUAAAGCAACAACUUUUGUAACUCUCUUACUGACUAUUGAUUUAUAUAUAUUUACUAAACAACUAGAAUACUGUUUUUUCAUGUUCCUUGUAUUAUAGGCAUCUAUUAGACUCAUUAACUGUUGCCAUACAUCUCACUAUUCUUUAAUUAUAGCUUAGCAAUUAUUCACUUUUUUUCCAUUUUAUAUCAUUUCUGGUUUGAUUAUGCAUAAAUUACGGCUUUCUGUUUGGGGUUCGACAUUUCAUGCACAUAAUUUAAGUGCUUAACGUUUGGUUGCUGCUACAUUGUUUUGUUGAACUCAGUAUUAGAAUAGAAAGAGAACGUAGAUCCGGCUCAAUUGACAUCUAGAAUAACCGGUGACUGCUUAAGGUUAAUCGUUAUCAAUAGAAGCGUGUAAUUUUUUAAGACUUAGGAUGAUUCAUGUACGAAUCAAGUAUUCUUGGAGUAGAUAAUUAUCAAGAUUAUGAUUGGUGAAUCUUCUCUAGUGAUCGGUCUAGGUGGAUGUAAGAAAAUUCAUGGAUUUUAAGAAAUCAAACAUAGCGUUCACUCUAAAGUCACCUACAUACUUCGAGAGUGGUUUAUAAUUUCGAAUUUUGUAUUCCAAUUUAUCAUAUAGUUUACAGUACUAUAACUAUUUCAUGUUUUAUCCUUAACGUUAUAUUUGUAAAUUUUAUGUGAAUUCGAAACUGGCAGCUAUUCGUGAAGAUAAAUAUAUAAUGAGACUAAUGCUACUUGCUGUUGUAUCACUUUUCUUAAGUUGAAUUGAACAGUUUAUUAUUUAUUCAUACAGUAAACGGUCUCUUUCGUCAAUAAUUUCUAAAAACAAUAGACCAUUAAUAUUUAAAAUUUUGAAUUCUCAUCUCUUAUAUGAAUGAAUGAAUUCAUUUUAUCUGAAUUGUAUCGUUAAUACUUUAUUUGAUUUCGUUUUUGCGUGAUACAAAUAGUAGCCAAAUGGAGCACACACAUUGUUUCUUUCUAUAUUUUUAGGCGUUACCU